CAAAACGCGGCUGCUGUUAAAACCAAAAACCAGCCUUUCUCUCUCCUUUUUUUUUCUUUCUCUUUCUACACUUUUCUGCUCAUCGUUCUGAGCUUCGAGAUCGCACAACAUGAUUCAUCUCCCACGAUUCCCAAAUCAAGAGUAGCUCUCCAUAUUCCUAGCGAAGUUUGAGUUUUUUUAUUAUUUUUUUUCUACCACUGUCAUACAAUAAUAGUUCUGCCUUUUCUCUUUUUCGUUGGUAGGUGAGGAAAUCGAAGCAUCAGUCUGAUAAUAAUUCAUGGGUUUUUCUGGGUUUUCGGUUCUGUAAAAUGGGGUCGUGAGAUUUUUGCAGAAAAAGUGAAAGUUGAAGGAGAAAAAAAAAAGCGUAGUUUUAGGGGAGUUUCAAUUGUUAGUAUUUCUUUUUGUUUAUUUUUUUCCCUUUUGUUUUUCCCAUGAUAUCUGUGAGUAGUAGAGAUGGAAGGAAGAGGAUAAGCUUAGGGUUAGAGAUGGAAGAGACUGAGCUUGAAGAAGGAGAGGCUCUGAGCUAUAACAAUGAAGCUCAAGAUUCCACCAUUGAUCCUGAUAUUGCUCUCUCUUACAUUGAGGAGAAACUCCAAAAUGUAUUGGGGCAUUUCCAGAAAGAUUUCGAAGGCGGUGUUUCGGCUGAGAAUUUGGGGGCGAAAUUUGGUGGCUAUGGCUCGUUUUUGCCUACUUAUCAGAGGUCACCAUCUGGGUCUCAUACCAAGAUUCAUGCAGAGCCUCAUCAUAAUCAUGACUUACAAAGAUCCCCGAAAAAGCUGCAUGUGGAGGAUCAAAGAAAAAACUCUCUUGCUUCAUCAUGUGCUUCUCCAUUGGGAAAAGCGGUACCUCUUGGAAGUUCCUUGAAAGGCAUUAAUAGUUAUUCACAAUCUAGACAUGCUGAAGAACUCGGUUUCACAAGUGGAGAUGAUGCUACGUCUAUAAAUUCUUCUGAUCAGAGAACCCUGAAGGUCCGAAUUAAAGUUGGAUCUGAAAAUUUGUCGACCCGAAAAAAUGCUGCAAUAUAUAGUGGUCUUGGUCUUGUAGUGUCUCCAUCAUCCUCAUUGGAUGACAGUCCUACAACUUGUGAAGGGCGAUUUGGUAAACUCACGGAGGCCCCAGAGGCAUCACCCACCAGUAUUCUAGAGAUAAUGACGACCUUUCCGUGUGAACUACUUUUAUCACCCAUUUCAAAAGAUCUGAUUUGUCUGACAGAAGAAAAGAAGCCUAUAGGGAAGUUUGAAACUAAAACAGUGGACAAGACGAGUGUAGAAUGUUCUGGGAUGUUAGAAAAUGAGUCUCUUUCCAGUAAAUGCCACCAGAAAAGAUCGACGUUGUGUGAGAAGGGUGAUGUUUUAUCAUCUAUGAAAUUGAAGAAUAAGAAGAACAAUAGCAAUAUGGAUUAUGGUAAAGGUUUUCUCUUGAAGAAGGAAAAGGAAACUGAGGUCGACACGUUAAGAUGUGAGGAACUUGUCUCGAAUGCUUCGAAACUUCCAGUUCUAUCCAGUUCUCAAAAUAACUCUAUUGAACCUGCAAAAUUAAAAGAUGACGUCAAAGUGGAAACCUUCUCGGCAUUUAUGGAGAAUGGUAAUUUGGAUAAUGAAUCUGCUCAAGUUAUUGGUGGGGUUGAUAAUUCGGGCAAAACUUUUGAAUCUAAAAAAGGAAAUCUUGUCAGUAACAAUGCAGCUUGCUCUUCUGUUGACCAGUCGUCUGAGUUAAUUGUCUCUAAGGGGAAAAAAAGUGAGGAAGCUCUAAAACCAGAUAUUGCAAAACCAUCCACAGGGGGCAAGAAAAAACAAAAAGUGGCUAAUGGUGCUGACAGAUAUAAGGACUUUUUUGGGGACGUUGAAUUUGAAGACGAUGAUAAAGAGUCUAUUUCAGGCGAAACAAACUCCCCAGGAAGGUUGAAAAAUCCCCGAGCUGUUGGGAGAAGAAGCUCGAGUGAUGAUCUGAACAUUUCUAAAGAGAAAUCUGAUAUAGAUAUUUCUCAAAAGCCACCACAGGUCCCAGAUAUUUCUCAUUUGGCCCCUCCCAAUGGAAAUGCACCGUUUGCACAUGCUCCAGCAGGAAGUGUUCCUUCAGUGCAAGAAGAUUGGGUCUUGUGCGACAAGUGUCAGAAGUGGAGACUUUUACCUCUCGGAACAAAUGUUUCGAGCCUUCCUGAUAAAUGGAUUUGCCGGAUGCUUACCUGGCUGCCUGGAAUGAAUCGAUGCAAUGUUCCCCAAGAGGAGACAACGAAUGCUUUAAGAGCCCUUUACAAUCCUUCUGCUUCAAUCCCAGGCCUUCCUUCGGAGGCCCAAAGCUGUCAACUUAAUAAUAAUAACUGUGCUGUGAAUUCUAUGCAAAUGGCCAUGGCUGAUGCUAGUUACCCAGCUCAAGAGAACCAAAACUGUGCUAGUGGGAAGAAAAAAUACGGGUCAAUGAAGGUAGAAAAUUCGAAUGAUCUAGAUGGCUCCACCAACUCCUCACAUUCACGCAAGAAAGGCCUCGGAACAUCUGGUAAGACGAGUAACUUGAACAGCGGAAAGAAUUCGCCUUCUAGAAAGUCGGUUUUUCUGGUCGAGAAAUAUAGUGAUCAUAAGGAAGAAAAGCAACCACUUUCCAACUCCUCUGAUAGAGGUACAAACUUAAAAAUGCAGAGGAAGCGAGAGGCUGAUACGGAAGGUUCUAGAGCUUCUAAAAGAAUAAAAAGUGAGGAAUUACAUGCAGAUGAUGACCAUUGGACUUCUGACAAUCGUGGUAGUUCCUCAAAAGCAGAUUGUCCAUCUACCAGUUUUUCUAAUAAAACAUCAAGGACUGAUGAUAAGCAUAAAUAUAACAGCAAAACAGAUUCAAGUGGAGCCGAAAAAUGUGAUGAAAAGGAUUCUAUCAGGAAGAGGAAAGCAAAAGAACAAAGUGACCAACAGAAAGAAAAGAAAGCUAAAGUUAGUCACAAAGAUGAUCAUCAUAACGGGCAUUUCUCGAGGAAUAUUCAGGCAGUGGAUUAUUCGAAAAGUGAUAUGGGUUCUGUAAAUCCUACAGUUGCUGCUAAUUCAAGCUCGUCUAUUUUAUCCGGCUCCCAUAAGAACAAAGCCAGUGGCCAGGAAGUUAAAAGUUCCCCUAUUGAGUCAGUGUCUUCUUCUCCUAUAAGAUAUCCUAACAUCGAUAAAGUCACGUCAGGUAAAAAUAAGGAUAUGAAAAAAGAUGGAGGUCUUUCUGGUGAAGGUGUAAAAAAUUCUUCUGAGCAGUGCCAAUUUGAAGAAAAGGCAAAUGUAGACCCAUCACUGAAGAAAAAAAAAACCGGGAAAGAAUUGUCUUCACAUUCGAAAGACAAUGCUCGUGCUUCUGGAGAUAAAGUUCAAAAUUCUUCACAUGAGAAAAAGCUUAAUAAUAAUAUUCAUCAAGAGCAAGCUAAGGAGAAAUUACCAAAGAGAAGCAACCAAGCAGAGACUAAUGGAACUGGAAAAUCGUGCUCACUUCCACCCUUAGCAAGAAUUUCGACUGAACCUGUUUUUGGAACUCAGAAAGAUAGUGGUGUUAAAAGUUCGGCACUCGAUUUAGAUAAUGGUGAGGGACAAAAGGGACCAAAUCAGAAAACGAAAGUUGAGAACUUGAAAACUCCCAAUUCUCUUAAAGUUCGGGAUAUUGAUGCUCCUAGUCCCCUUCGAAAGGAUACAUCAAGUCAUGCAGCUAACAGUGCUUUAAAAGAGGCGAAGGACCUAAAACACUUGGCCGAUCGUCUUAAGAACGAAACCCUCAAACUACACCCAAGCGGCUGGAACUUCUUUGGCAAAUUCCGGCACCGUCCGGCCGCCAAUCUCCGAUUGGUUUACGGUUAUUCGGCUCUAACCCACCUCCGCGCCGCCUGUCCCUGCCGUUUUCUGGUGAUCGGAGAUGGAAGGAAGGGGAUGGGCUCGGGAUUAGAGAUGAAAGAGACGGAGCUUGAAGAAGGAGAGGCUCUGAGUUCUCAGAAUGAACCUCAAGAUUCCACCAUCGACCCUGAUAUUGCCCUCUCUUACAUUGAGGAGAAGCUCCAAAACGUGUUGGGGCAUUUCCAGAAAGAUUUUGAAGGUGGUGUUUCGGCUGAGAAUUUGGGGGCGAAAUUUGGUGGCUAUGGUUCAUUUUUACCCACUUAUCAGAGGUCACCAACUUUGUCUCAUACCAAGAGUCCAUCAGAGGCUCAUCAUAAUUAUGACUCAUCGAAAUCCCCUCAAAAGCCACAUGUGGAGAUACAUAAUUCGUUCGUUUCAUCAAGUGCUUCUCCGUCAACAAGGCCUCAUGUUGCUUCAGGAAAAGCAGCACGACUUGGAAGUAACUUGAAAAGCAAUAAUGUCAGUUUACAGUCUAGGCAUGUUGAAAAAUCCAACUCAAGAAGUGCAGACAUCAAGAAGACUGUAAAUUCCUCUGAUCAGAGAACCCUGAAGGUCCGAAUAAAGGUUGGCUCUAAAAGUUUGACCACACAAAAAAAUGCUGAAAUAUAUAGUGGGCUCGGCCUUGAAGUGUCUCCGUCAUCCUCGUUGGAUAACAGUCCUACAACUACAGUAGGGCAAUCUGGUAAACUUAAGGAGGCGCCAGAGGCAUCACCCACCAGUAUUCUACAGAUUAUGAUAUCCCCUCCUGGUGGACUACUUUUAUCGCCUCUUUCAGAAAAUCUGAUCUGUCUGACGGGAAAAAACAAGCCUGGAGGGAGGGUUGAAACUAAGAGAGUGAACAAGAAUAGUUUAGAAAGUUCCGGGAUGUUAGAAAAUGGAUCUCUUAUUAGUAAGUGCAAUAAAAAGAAAUUAAAGUUGUCUGAAAAUGGUGGACUCGUCUCCUUGAAACUGGCAAAUCAGAAAAACGGAAAUAAUGAAUCUGCCCAAGCUGUUGGUGGAGUUGAGAAUUUGAGCAGAAAGCUGGGUUCAUUGACCAGUGAUUCUGAAUUUAAAAGAGAGACUCUUGUCAGUAGCAGUGCAGCUUGCCCACUAGUUGACCAGUUCGAGUCAACGGUGUAUAAAGGAAGACAGUGUGAAGAAGCUGCAAAACCACCUCUUGAGAAGUCAUUCACUGCCAGCAAGAGAACACCAAAAUUGACUUACACUAUAGGCACUCAAGGUGUAUCUUCAGCUAAAGAUGACAUGCGAGAUAUACAGAAGGAUCAUGAAAAACCUGGGGACAGAUAUAGGGACUUUUUCGGGGACAUUGAAUUUGAAGACGAAGACAAGGAAUCGGUCUCAGGUGAAAUGAAGUCUCCAGGAAUAUUAAAGAAUCCCAUGGUUGUUGAGAAAAGAAGCUCAAGUGAUGAUCAUAACAUGUCAAAGGGGAAAAAAUUUGACAUAAAUUUUUCUCACAAACCACCACAAGUCCAGGAAAACUAUCCCACAUCUGCUUCUCAAUCUGCUCCUCCCAAUGGAAAUGGGAUGACUUCUGAAGCUCCAGUUGGAAGUGUUCCUUUUGUGCAGGAAGAUUGGGUCUCAUGCGAUAAGUGUGAAAAGUGGAGACUCCUGCCACUUGGAACAAAUGUUUCGAGUCUUCCUGAUAAAUGGCUUUGUCGGAUGCUUACCUGGCUGCCUGGUAUGAAUCGAUGCAGCAUCCCUCAGGAGGUGACAACUAAUGCUCUAAGAGCCCUUUACCAUCCUACUGCUUCAAUUCCGGGCCUUACUUCAGAGACCCAACACAGUCAGCUUAAUAGUAAUUCUGCUGUGAAUUAUGCACAAAUGGCCUCAGCUGAUGCUAGCUAUCCCGGUCUAGAGAACCAAAAUCCUGUUUCUCAAAUAGCGCCAUUUAGUGGGAAGAAAAAACACGGAUUGGCAACGGCAGUACUUUCGAAUGAUGUAGAUUGUUCCAAUUCUUCAAGCUCCCUCAAGAAGAGCCUCGGGACAUCUGCUAUAACAAGCAGUAUGAACAGCAGAAAGAAUUUGCCUUCUCGAAAAUCGGGUUUUGCAGUCGAGAAGUACAGUGAUCAUAAGAAAGAAAAAUCAUCACUUUCCAACUCCUCUGAUAAAGGUACCAUUUUUAAAAUAAAGACCAAACGAGAGGCAGAUGUGACAGGUUCUAGAGCUUUCAAAAGAAUGAAAAGUGAGGGAUUGCAUGAUGAUGACGACUAUUGGACUUCUGACACUGGGGGGACACCUUUAGAAGCAGUUCGUCCAACUACCAGUUUUUCAAAUGACACAUCAAAGAUCGAUAAGCGCAAACCUAACAGCCAUAUGGAUCUAAGUGAACCUAAAUCGGAUGUGUUUCCUGGUACAAAUGCAGCAAUACAUGAAAAAUGUGAUGAUAGGGAUUCACUCAGAAAGAGGAAGGCGAAAGACCUAAGUGACCCACGGAAAGAAAAGAAAACUAGAAUUUUCAAUGCUGGGGUAAAACACAACGGCAAUGUGAACGGAACCACUGUAAAUCCUUCGGUUGCUGCUAAUUCAAGCUCGUCUAUGGUCUCCUGCUCUCAUAAGAACAAAAUCAUAGGCCAAGAAGUUAAAGGUUCCCCAGUUGAAUCAGUUUCUUCAUCUCCUUUAAGAUAUCCUAGUGCUGUUAAGUUCGUGUCACAUAAAGAUAAACUUGUAAGGAAAGAUGAUUUUCAUGAUACUGGUGGUUAUCUAACUGCCGUUGCAAUUGGUUCAGGGAUGCUUUCUGGUGAAGAUGGACGAGAAAUGGUGAAGAAGGAAAAUUUGUCUGAGCAAUGCAAGGUUGAAGAAAAGGCAAAUACCACCAUCCAAUCACAGAAGAAUAGGUCUGGGAAGGGACUUUCUUCACAUUUGAAAGAAAAGAUUGGUGCUUCUGGAGCGUACUUACAUGGAGUUCAUAAUUCUUCACAUGAUACUUUGGGCCGUGACCAUUUGUAUGAGGAGGGACUAAAGAGUAAGGGUGAGAAGUUCACUGGUCAAAAGGAUAAUGCUGGAGGAACUCCAAUUGUGAGGAUUAAAGGACAAAAUCAUAAGAAAUUCGCGCACGAUGAAAAAUACGUCACCAAAAUCCAGGAUAAGAAGCAUCAUAUACAUCAAGAACACAGUAAUGAGAAAUUUCCCAAGAGAAGCAACUGGGCAGAAGGCAAUGGGAAUGGGAAAUCACACUCCGUUUUAGCCUCGGCAAAAAUUUCGACAGAGAUUGUUUCUGGAACUCAGAAAGAAAAUAAGGAUGAUGGACAAAGUGCACCGAACCACAGAAAGAAAUAUGAGAACCAGAAUGGUCAGCCUAUUAGGCAUCCUACUCCAAAUUCUCUUAAAACUAGGGACAUUGAUGUUCCGAGUCCCGUUCAAAGGGAUUUGUCCAAUCAUGUGGCUAACAGUGCUUUAAAAGAGGCGAAGGGCCUCAAACACUUGGCCGAUCGUCUUAAGAAUUCUGGAUCUACUGAAAGUAUAGGAUUGUACUUCCAAGCUGCUCUCAAGUUUCUCCAUGGAGCCUCUUUGCUGGAAACUGGAAGCAGUGAAGCAACAGAGCAAAAUGACUUAAUGCAUUCAAUGCAUGUAUAUAGUAGCACUGCCAAACUUUGCGAGUUUUGUGCCCGUGAAUAUGAAAAGUUGAACGACAUGGCUGCUGCUGCUUUGGCCUAUAAAUGCAUGGAGGUUGCUUACUUGCAUGUGGUUUAUUUGUCACAUAACAGUGCAAGCAAGGAUCAAAAUGAGUUGCAAACAGCUCUGCAAAUUGCUCCCCCUGGUGAAUCUCCUUCUUCCUCUGCCUCUGAUGUUGACAACUUGAACCACCAAGCAAUUACUGACAAGGCUGCUCUGGCUAAAGUUGUUGGUUCUGCUCAAGCUUCUGGAAGCCAUACCCUCACUGCACAAAAUCGUUCUGGGCACAAGAUGUUAACUUUGCAAUGGAAGCCUCAAGGAGAUCAAGAAUUGCAUUUGCGGCCGCUACUGCAAAACUCGUUGAAAUCUCUGACAAAGAGUGUAUCGAUUCACUUAAAAGGGCCCUUGAUUUUAGCUUCCAAGACGUCGAGGGAUUAUUAUGCCUUGUUCGGUCUGCAAUGGAAGUCAUCAACCGCAAGAGGCGGGCUCGACUGUUUUGCAAGUCAGGGUUUUGAUGAUACUGGUGAGAGACAUAAUAUGGACCUGGUGUCGGAGGAUCGGACGAUGGAGCUCUCUGUGCCCAUGAAGUCUUAUGGCGACUUGUUGGAUGCGCAGAAGGAUCUGUUCGAGAAUCAGAUUGAGAAGCUCCAGCAGAUAGUCGCCACUCAAUGCAAACUCACCGGCGUCAAUCCCCUUUCUCAAGAGAUGGCUGCUGGGGCUUUAUCCAUCAAAAUUGGCAAGAGACCUCGAGAUUUGCUGAAUCCCAAGGCUGUGAAGUACAUGCAAUCUUUAUUCUCCACCAAAGAUGCAAUUAGCAAGAGGGAAACACGUGAGAUUAGUGCUCAAUUUGGAGUUACAGUUACCCAGGUUCGUGACUUUUUUAAUGGUCAGCGAUCAAGAGUGAGGAAGUUUGCCAAAUUGUCUAAAGAGAAAGUUAAUAGAUCUUCUGCCAGUGAUGGAAUGCAUGGUGAUAUUGUCUCAACUUCAGAUCCCAAUAUGUCAGUGGAACCCGUCCCAUUGAAUACUAUGGUCCCUGCAAUUGUCAAUGAAGUGCCCUCAUGCUCAAAGAGCCAUGAGGCUUUAUGUGACAUGGAGGAGUCAGAUAGACAAUUUAUUGAAAAUAUUUUUAAUUCAAUGAGGAAAGAAGAAUCAUUUUCUGGACAGUUGAAAUUGCUGAAGUGGAUUCUUCGCGUGGAAAAUCCUUCAGUGCUGAAUUGGUUUUUGGCUGAAGGUGGACUGAUGAUAUUAGCGACAUGGUUAAGUGAAGCUGCUAAUGAAGAACAAACAAGCUUUCUCCGUGUGGUUCUUAGGGUGUUUCAUUGCUUGCCAAUGAUCAAGGCUCUCCCUGUGCACAUGUCUGCUGUAUUGCAAAGUGUUAAUAGCCUUAGGUGUUACCGGGCAUCAGACAUCUCACACAGGGCAAGAAUUUUAUUGUCCAAGUGGAGCAACAUGUUUGGGAAGAAGCUAUCUUUAAAGAGAAACAAUGGAGUGAAAUCACCCAACGAUUUGGAGGAUGAGAUGCUCAUUCACGAAGUUAUGGGAGAUGAAUCGUGGGACUUAAAAGAUAGGAACGCUGAUAACACUCUAAGAUUCUUGGGUGACAAUCCUGAUAACCAUCGGAAGUCGGAUGCUGCUCCGCCUCUGAAAUUGCUAAUGGCCCCGGAGGAUGAAUCUAAUAAACGGCGAGUUAAAGAUAUGAAAGAACGCCGUAAAGUUCAGAUGGUGGAGCAUCCGGGUCAAAGGUCUACUGCAAGGGGUCCCCAGGUCACGAGAUCAACUUCCACGACUCAAAGCCGCCCGCUUUCUGCUGAUGACAUACAGAAAGCAAAGAUGCGUGCUCAAUAUAUGCAGAGUAAACAGGGGAAAACCGUGACUCGUCCUGAUGAAAAAGCAGGGCCUGAGAGUCAAAACAGAUGUACCUCUUCAAAUGCCAGUUUGUUGCCACCGCCUGUUCCAAAGCUGGUUGCUCGGGUUGAACUUAAGGAGGAUAGGAGAGUUGAUAAUGACAUUCCCAAACCUGCUAAACCGUUAGAAAUUUCUCCAGAUAUGAAGCCUCAGUGGAAAAAGUUCAAAAGAAAUGGACCGAGGCCCGAUUUCUCGAGAAACCCAUUUUCCCGGCAGCACACUUCGGCAAGCGGCGGCAUUUAUCAGGCCACGGGUUUCGCUCAGCCCGUUUCGCUUAGUCAGCAUUCGGCCCAUUUGACAGGCCCGCCCGCCACAUAUCCCCAAACUUCUGUUCAGUUGCCCUUAACCUCACAAACGUACCACCAACAAAGUAGAUUUAACACUCUGCAACAUCCACAACAUUUGACCACAGAAAUGUUGCCAAAUCCAGGCCCGAUUAACCCGAAUCUUAAUCGGGCCAGUUCAAAUGGGUAUUACGUACCUGAACACUCGGUUUCCAAUUUGUCGAGGGCUCGGCAGAGUUUUGACCCGAAUUAUCACUAUCAACACACUAGAAAUGAAAACGGAUACAAUGCUUACUCAGCGGUGCUGCCGCCAGGUGGCAGAAACAAUCCAGCUGGCGGGUCCGGGCCCGAGUAUUGGAGCCCCGGUGAAAGCCCGUCUAGAGAUCGUGAGUACUUACCGGGCCAAUAUUAUCGGGCCAAUAGAGAUGAGAGGGCUAUGGGCGGAGCUGGAAAUAAACGGUGGCGUGAUUACAGACAAUAG
Striga asiatica is the source of this 10130-nucleotide messenger RNA. The record is from the annotation of a GenBank genome assembly. Lineage: Eukaryota; Viridiplantae; Streptophyta; Magnoliopsida; Lamiales; Orobanchaceae.